GCAGCUGGCUUAAAUUCACAGCUGCAUCGCUGCAGCUCUCAAGAAUAGCGUCAUAUUUUAUCUGUUUUAGUUUGCGCUUAUCAAAAUGUCGCCACAAAAAAAAUUAAAAAAGAUGGUCAUUAAAAUACCACGCCAUCCAUUUAUCAUGGCCCAUGGUGAUUUCAACUAUCAAGAACGUGCGCAGAUACGCAAGUGUCGCGUUAAUUUGGAACGCAUCAAAGGACAAGCAGGAGCUGCAGCCGGACAUCCGUUUCCUUUGAAACCCAAGCAGAAACGUUGCUGUGUACGUGUGGCACGAUUGCCGGAUGUGGAACGAAGCGAGACAUCUAUGACGCCAGCCAGCUCCAUAGUAUGCUCGGAUUUUGAUGAUUCUUCUACUGAAUAGAUACGAAUCGAAUUAAAGACUAGACAGGUGGUAAUUUCCGACUGGGACCUCACACUCACAUUUUGUAGCUUGUAAAUUUAA
Drosophila hydei is the source of this 466-nucleotide messenger RNA. RefSeq lists its product as uncharacterized. NCBI's taxonomy places the organism in Eukaryota, Metazoa, Arthropoda, Insecta, Diptera, Drosophilidae. The transcript has 2 exons. The coding region runs from base 86 to 385 and encodes 99 amino acids. The record is from RefSeq and is a predicted model, not a curated record.